AGAAAAGGACAAAUGAUUCGCUCUUUGCUUCAUUUUUUCCGAGCAUAAACAUAGGUAGCUUCAUCUCAUAGCGUGACUUUGAAUAAUUUGGCAAAAAAUCGAUCGUUUAAUCGAUUAUACAGUGACUAAAUAAUCUAAAUACAAUCUAUUAUAUUUUAGAUUAAUUGUAUUCAUAGACAUAGAAAAUGAUUGUAUUCGAUUCAGUCUUGUUAAUCGAUAUAUAGUUGAUAAUUAGUUAUUAUCGAGCAGCUGUCAAACUAAACCACAGACUAAUAAAGAAAACGGCGUCGGGUUAGGUUAUGUUGGUACUUUGUAGUUGUUUACUUGUUUGUUUAUUUCUAAAUAUUGCGAUUAUAUUCUUUUGCAAAUGAACAUACAGUGAUAGAUAUUUGUAGCUAGGAAAAGAAUAAAACUUGCAAAAUGAUGCAGGUUGUGGAAGAACUUAAUACUUUACGGCUCGACGUUUUAGACGAAGACUGGGUACAAGGUAUAUACUACUCAGAAUUUCUUGAAUUUGGAGAGUUUCCGUCAGAAUAUGAAAGUAUAUUGGAAUCACUUGAAACUCGAACUGUGUUUAAAAACAUCAUGCGGGCGAUUGAUAACUGGCUUAGUUCAGAUGAACCCGGCAAUGAAGAAAAGUCCUGGGCUACUUUAUCUCAUCAUAUACCACACCAGAAACUACUAGCCGUGUUGGCUUAUUUCAUAGAUUAUGGAACAAAGAAUAUUCUUACCAAAGAAUACAGGAACAAUGCCCUGUUGGCAUCCAGAGUGUAUUAUAAAUUUUUAUCAAUCUCAGGGUAUAAAGCGUAUCAUAUCUACCACUCGCAGUUGUUUGCCCAAUCUCUGGCGUGCCUUGGGUAUCCCAAAGCAUUAUGUGAGCAUGAAGACAAUUAUUAUAACAGACAAGAUCUUACAGCAGAAGUAAACUCUAUAAUUAAAGAGUUAAGAUUCUUCGUGCUUGACUUAAGAGUUAUAAUAGAGUCACUACAGCUGAACCCUUCGGACAUGAAUUUUGAAGAUAUACUCGCCAACUUGGUGGAUGUCACUGGUGGUGCUAUUGUAAAUAAACUACAUGUUGACAAGAUUGAGUUCGCAAAAAUAGCACAAGUGAUAUAUGAGAUCAUAGACAUUCUGAUUUGCGAUGCGAAUGGAGAGCCGAAUGCAUCGGCAAUCCAACUGCUGUUUAAAACUAUUGUACCCAAACUUGUAGCAGCUUCUGUUGACAGCAAGAAUGCUAAUAACCUUGUCCGAGCCUCAUAUGUGACCUACUCAGGCCUGCUACUGAGCAGGUAUGGCAAAGCAGCCCUGCCUGCAUACGUAAUGUUACUGCAACACCUGUGUCACAAUCUUGAUGGUCUGGAACGCUCCGAGGUGCGCCAAGCCCGAGUAUCACUCGUAGUGGGGCUGAUGAGCUUGCUGCCGAACAAGACGUACAGCUCCACAGUCAAAUGGCUGCUCAGCCUCUCCACCACUAGCAAGAUACCCCAUCGACACAUUGCGCUGGAAAUGCUAUCAAAAUUGUUGACCAAUGAACCAGAAGAAGAAAAACCAAAUGAAGAUGAUCCAGAUGACCCCAGAGAAAACCCAGAGGAGCCUAGGGAAAACCCGGAGGAGUCUAAAGAAAACCCAGAUUCUCCAGUCACUGGGGGUGGCGAAAAUCCUACAGCGCCAGCUGCGGACGAGCCGCUACCAGCCGUCUCCACCGAGGACGACAGCAGUCAAGACAGCCAGAGCACACAACCUGAUCCGGGUAGCGAGGUGUCAGCGGAGGACAUCGCGGGGCUGCUGCGGCAGCGCGCGCAGACGGCGCCGUACGCCCGCAUCCUGCGCGCCGUGUACGAGCGCGUCAACGACUCUUCGUCCGCGCUGCGCACGCGCGCCUUCAACAUCCUCGCCGACUGCCUGCAGAGCGACCGCGCGCCCAUGAAGAAGGCUAUACAGGAGCUGAACGGGUCGGGCGAGGUGUCGCGGCUGAUGGCGGCGGCGGCGCGCGGCGUGGGCGACGAGCGGGCGGCCGUGCGGCGCGCCGCGCUGCUGCUGGUGCAGCGCUCGCUGGCGCGCGCCGCCCAGCCCGCCAGCCUCGCGCCGCAUGAUCUCGGGAUCCUGGUGGGCUUGUGCCGCGACGCGAGUCUCAUAGUCCGGACGGGAGCCGUACAAGCGAUAGGCGAGCUGUGCACGGAGCAACCGGGAGACGCCGUGUUCGAUGCCUUCCUCAACGGACCCAUGCAUCAGCUCUCCGACCCUGAGACUAGGGUUCAAGAGCAGGUGGGCAGCCUGAUAGAGCAGCUGCUGGUGCUCCGACUGCAGAAGUAUGAGGGCGGCGCCGGGGAGGACCCGCGGCCAUGGCUGUUCCUGGCCGGGAUCACGCGACACAACAUGCGCCGACACCUGCAGAAGGCCUUCGCGCAGCUCGCUAAGACCACCCGCUGUAUUACCCACCGCACGGUGGACGUGCUAAGCACGCACCUGGGCGCGUGCGACGAGCAGCGCGACCUGUACACGCUCGUGUUCCUCACCAGCGCGGCGCGACACGUCAACUACAACGAAAUCAAGUUCGUGCUAGACUACUACUACAAGAUAUCUGAAGACAACCAGGUCCAAGACGGGCGGCUGAUGCGGCUGACGCUGGAGCUGCUGACGUCAUGGUCGCGGUGGGCGCGGCUUGCCGAGCGCACGGCGCUGCGCAACUACCUCGUCACGCAGCUGGCCUCCGCCACAGACCAUGGUUGCAGACUGUCGUGUGCAGCGCUAGCGGCUCACCUGGACCCCCACGAUCUGACUUGGGCAACGGAAUUGUUGCAAAUGUCUGAGCGGCGCGCAGCGAACAGUAUGGAUGUGGAAGAAUGGCUGCGGGCCGCUGACUUGUCCCUAGUUGCGCCUGUACCGCCCGUGCCCACACUGCUGCAGCUGUUCCUGAACGCGCUGCAGAACCCACCACCUGAGUGGUCGGCGGCGGCGCUGGGCUGCUGCGUGGCGGGGCUGGGCCGGCUGUGCGUGCGGUCCCGGGACGCGGCGGCGGCGGCCGCGCCCGCGCUGGCCGCGCUGCUGCAGGCGCCGCGCGCGCCGCUCGCGCCCAGGGUCAACGCGCUGUUCGCGCUCACAGACAUAUGCACCCGAUACACGUGCAUCGUGGAGCCGCUGCUGGGCUGCGUGUGUGGCUGCCUGGCGACGCAGGCGGCGCCGGAGCUGCGGCGGGUGGCCGCGCGCUGCCUCACGCGCCUGCUGCUGGCCGGGUACCUGCGCCUGCGCACGCCGCUCUACUACCGGUACUGCGCCCUGCUAGCGGACGACGACCUGGACGUGCGCGAGCCCCCGGAGUACUACGUCACGUGCUGCCUCACCGCCGACGCCAUUUACCACCACUUCGUCGACUGCGUGCUGCACUACAACAACGAUCCCUCCGCGUCGAUAUCCUUCGACGCGCGCCAGUUGAUAUACGACGUGAUGCUGCAACGACUGUCACUCGUCCAGCGACUGAACGUGCAGUGUCGACUGGCCACCGAGGUUCUAGAACACGCGGCCGACAUGGCCGACGAGGGCGACGGGGAACUGUCGCCGGGCCUCAGCGCAGCACUACUCGAUACCAUCACGCUGCUCUGCGGGCCCAGGAUGAAACUACCAAGAAAACCAGAGAAGGCUGGCGGUGAUCCUGGUGACAUAGACGAUUUGCAGGAACGAGUGACGACAAACAUUGUUUCCCAUAAAAUGAAGCGCACGGUGGCGGAGGUGGUGGUGCCGGCAGUACUAAAACUUUACUCGAAGCUGGGCGUGCGGGGGGGGCAGGUUGCCGCCUACCUCGUGCGCAUCGCCAACGACCUGCUCGCGGACUAUCGACAAGAGAUCGAGGAGCUCAUAGAAAUCGACGAGGAACUAGUAGAACGCGUGCGACACUUCCAAGAGACGAUCGGUGUCGCGUCCACAAUAGGCAACACGCGCAACCUCGUGACGUCAUCGACCACGCACGAGCCCGAGACGCCGCGCGCGCCUCGCAAACGCGGACCGCAGCGAUCCGCACGGUCGCCGCCCAGGAAACGCGCACUACGCAUUUGAUUCGGAUUAUCCGGCCAGACAGGACCGGAAGCUAUAGAGAUACUAGCUGAACAAGUCGCCAUUAUCAAUUGCACCUACACUUUGGACCAACAAAAACUAAUACAACAGUUAACGCAGACGGAAACCGCUGACCCUUCGGAACAGGCCGACUUGGUAAAUAUACCACAGGCGACGCCCGAAACGUCGCCCGUUGCCGACCCCGCUGGACUGAAUACGUGCCAUGGAAAACGUCUUCCCCGAUCGAUUUCUCCUAUCGCCGGCCCCUCCUACUGGCCCGAUGUGAUGGAUGAGGAGGUAAUCGCACCUCCUUUGUACAUAUCUGAUACGGUUAGCAUACAAAAUCUCAUCCGAGGAAUAUCUCCAAUUCCUGGUCCUUCACAUCGACCCGACGUGGGGAAUAGAAAUCAACCGAUGCUACAAAUAUUGCCAAUCCCGGUGGAGCCACGUCGACGGGACAUGACUUUGCAGAAAAUUACGCCAUUCACUUGCCACUCACCUGAUGUAAUGGAUCUGCAAGAACCAUCUCGACGAACAUCUACACCUCGCCAAGCACACAAACAGUUCAGAACAACGUCACCAAUACCUGGCCCCUCCCACAGACCUGACAUAUUGAUUACCGACGAACGACCAACACCGGUGAGCCCUAACCGAUCGCACAGAUAUAUAUCACGAGAAAGGUCACCGAUUCCUGGACCUUCUCACAGACCCGACACAGAAAAUGUAAGAGGGCGUUCAGGACACACAUCACCAAUGCCUGGAUCGUCACAUAGAAAUAUAUCACCGAUUCCGGGGCCUUCACACAGACCUGACAAAGAAAUAAGAGAACGUUUGCGACAUACAUCACCUAUCCCUGGUCCCUCACACAGACAAGGCAGAGAUAUGUCACCUACACCAGGGCCUUCGUCGAGACCCGACACAAUGGCUAUGAAAGGGCGAUCGCGGCGGCCACCACCCAUCCCAAUGGACUUGAUAUGUCAAUCAGGUCGAACGUCACCCAUAACAGUGACUAUACAACGUUCACGUCGACCACCACCGAUCCCUAUGAAUAUAAGAGAUCUAUCAGGUCGCACGUCUCCCGUCACAGUGAGUGUAGAUCGGUCACGACGAAAGUCGCCGGUCGCUGGCUCAUCCCAUUGGCCAGAUACUGUGUACAUCUCAGAUAGUUCACGACCAACCUCGCCGACCCCCGUCUAUCCACAAUGGCACAGGCCGACACGACAAAUGUCCCCGAAUCUUGGUCCAUCGCAUUGGCCUGACAUAAUGACUGUACCAACGAGAGAAAUUUUGCCGACGCCUUACCCGGAAUGGCCGCCUAAUACGAUACAAGAUUGUGAGGACGCGGUACCUGUAGGGGUAACAUCCCCCAUUCCCGGCCCCUCGCACUGGCCUCCCGAACUCACAGCACCGAGGAUAAUAUACGAAAAGCGACCUACUGAGAACUAGCGCUAAAUGCUCGCAGCUAUUUUUUAUUAUACUACAAAUAUAAAGGCCGUAACUUCAAACCCGAAUAAAGGUGUCAUAUUUAUUAUAUUUACAACUCAACAUUCUGACAUCAAUAAAUCAAAACUUUUUAUAUUAAGUAUAUUUAUGUUACAUAACUAGUUUUAAGAUCCUUUGUGCUCAUUUGAUCUAUUAUGGUAUGAAUGAAUGCAAAAAAUGCUCUAAGCAAAAUCGUGUUUUUCGACCAAAUGUCUAAGGAACUGUUACUAAAUAAAUGUAUUUUAUGACUAUUUUC
Pectinophora gossypiella (pink bollworm) is the source of this 5785-nucleotide messenger RNA. Its product is annotated as condensin-2 complex subunit D3-like. Gene Ontology annotation, molecular function: histone binding. NCBI's taxonomy places the organism in Eukaryota, Metazoa, Arthropoda, Insecta, Lepidoptera, Gelechiidae. Gene Ontology annotation, cellular component: condensed chromosome, centromeric region. The record is from RefSeq and is a predicted model, not a curated record. Gene Ontology annotation, biological process: mitotic chromosome condensation; meiotic chromosome condensation. The coding region runs from base 421 to 4050 and encodes 1209 amino acids. The transcript has 21 exons.